UGGAAGCUGAGGCCCCUUGUCCCAGGGCGGCAUGUGGCCCCUGAGACCGAGCUUUGGCCUGCGGAGAAGCAACUGCUGGGCGGCCCUGUACGCACUCCCCCGGAGCGCUGUGCCCCUUCUCAGCGCUCGGGCUUCAAGCUGUGGAGAGAAGCGCGGCCAGGCUCUCGCUGCCCUAUCUCUAGUAGCCAAGAAAAGCCUCCACUUCCGGAAGUGGGCGAUUGCGACUCACUUUUGCAGCCCAGGAGCCUGAAGCGGAGGGCUUGCUGGGUGGGCGGGUCGCCCGGCCAGACGGGCACUAGGACCGCGCGGGCGCGGCUCCGCCCCCUCUUCCGGCGGGCUGACUCGCGGGCCGAGCCCGGGCUGUGGGGCCGCCGCGUGCCCGGCCCCGCUCGCCCGUGCCCGCCCGCCAUGCCCGGCUUCGACUAUAAGUUCCUGGAGAAGCCCAAGCGGCGGCUUCUGUGCCCACUGUGCGGGAAGCCUAUGCGCGAGCCCGUGCAGGUUUCGACCUGCGGCCACCGCUUCUGUGACACCUGCCUGCAAGAGUUUCUCAGUGAAGGAGUUUUUAAAUGCCCUGAGGACCAACUUCCUCUGGACUAUGCCAAGAUCUACCCAGAUCCGGAGCUGGAGGUUCAGGUAUUGGGUCUGCCUAUCCGCUGCAUCCAUAGUGAGGAGGGCUGCCGCUGGAGCGGGCCACUGCGACAUCUACAGGGCCACCUGAAUACCUGCAGCUUCAACGUAGUCCCCUGCCCCAAUCGCUGCCCCACCAAGCUGAGCCGCCGCGAUCUGCCUGCACACUUGCAGCACGACUGCCCCAAGCGGCGCCUCAAGUGCGAGUUCUGUGGCUGUGACUUCAGUGGGGAAGCCUACGAGAGCCACGAAGGCAUGUGCCCUCAGGAGAGUGUGUACUGUGAGAACAAGUGUGGUGCCCGCAUGAUGCGGCGACUGCUGGCCCAGCAUGCGACUUCUGAGUGCCCCAAGCGUACCCAGCCUUGCACCUACUGUACCAAGGAGUUUGUCUUUGACACCAUCCAGAGCCACCAGUACCAGUGCCCCAGGCUGCCUGUGCCCUGCCCCAACCAGUGCGGUGUGGGUACUGUGGCUCGGGAGGAUCUACCUGGCCAUCUGAAGGACAGCUGUAGCACUGCCUUGGUGCUGUGCCCGUUCAAAGACUCCGGCUGCAAGCACAGGUGCCCUAAGCUCGCAAUGGCCCGGCAUGUGGAGGACAGCGUGAAGCCACAUCUGGCUAUGAUGUGUGCCCUGGUGAGCCGGCAGCGGCAGGAGCUGCAAGAACUGAGGCGAGAGCUGGAGGAGCUAUCUGUCGGCAGUGACGGAGUGCUCAUCUGGAAAAUAGGCAGCUAUGGACGGCGGCUACAGGAGGCGAAGGCCAAGCCUAACCUUGAGUGCUUCAGCCCAGCCUUCUAUACGCAUAAGUAUGGCUAUAAGCUACAGGUGUCUGCAUUCCUCAAUGGCAAUGGCAGUGGUGAGGGCACGCAUCUCUCACUCUACAUUCGUGUGCUGCCAGGCGCCUUUGACAAUCUCCUUGAGUGGCCCUUUGCCCGCCGCGUCACCUUCUCCCUGCUGGAUCAGAGUGACCCUGGCCUGGCUAAGCCACAGCAUGUCACUGAGACCUUCCACCCUGACCCAAACUGGAAGAAUUUCCAAAAGCCGGGCACUUGGCGAGGUUCCCUGGAUGAGAGUUCUCUGGGCUUUGGAUACCCCAAGUUCAUCUCCCACCAGGACAUCCGAAAGCGAAACUAUGUGCGGGAUGAUGCAGUGUUCAUCCGUGCCUCUGUUGAACUACCCCGGAAGAUCCUCAGUUGAGAGCAGAGCUGGCAGGCUCGAGGGGAGAGGGGGAUGGGACAUGACCGUCAGGCACUGGUUGAACCUGGAGAGGGGGCCGGACCCCCUUUCAGCCGCUUUCUGCUGCCACGGUUCUGUUACUCCAUUCUCCCGCGACCACCACCACCCUCAGGUGCCUCCAAUUGGUGCUUCAGCCCUGGCCCGUGGGGAGAGCAGGUCUCGGGGUUAUCAAGGGCUGGAAACAAGCCAUCCCAGGGCCUGUCUCCCUUCCUGGGCAGAGCAGACAUGCCUUGGUGGCGGCCAUAUCCUUCUCGGACCGAGGUGCCUGCUCAGGUGCUACGUCCCAAGAGCCAUAUGGGGGGGAGGGGUUGGGAAAGGGCGGGGUAGUUACAAGAAUCUGUCUUGAGAUUGAUUUCUCUUACCCUUUCCCUAGCUGUGUCCCCUCUGGUUAUUUAUUUCCUUAGUGCCAAGAGGGCACAGCAGGGGAGCCUUGGUUUUUAAUAAAUCCUCAAUUCUAUUUAUUAA
Molecule: messenger RNA, 2325 nt
Organism: Chinchilla lanigera (long-tailed chinchilla)
Lineage: Eukaryota; Metazoa; Chordata; Mammalia; Rodentia; Chinchillidae
Gene: Traf4
Product: TNF receptor-associated factor 4
Biological process (GO): regulation of apoptotic process; activation of NF-kappaB-inducing kinase activity; positive regulation of JNK cascade
Molecular function (GO): zinc ion binding; protein binding
Source: RefSeq, a predicted model, not a curated record